CUAACGAAUAUUUAAUUAGAUGAGGGAAAAUAAUUAUGGUGCAGGCAAAUGCAGCGUCCGGAAUGGCUGUGCACGAUGAUUGCAAACUGAAGUUCCAGGAGCUAAAAGCGAAGAGGAGUUAUCGAUUCAUUGUGUUCAAAAUUGAGGAACAACAAGUCGUGAUUGACAAAAUAGGGGAUCCGACGGAAUCCUAUGAGGCUUUUCAGGCCUGUUUGCCAGCUGAUGAGUGUCGUUAUGCCGUCUUUGAUUUUGAUUUCACAACUUCAGAGAACUGCCAGAAAAGCAAGAUCUACUUCAUUGCAUGGUCACCAGAAAUUUCAAGGGUGAGGAUGAAGAUGGUGUAUGCAAGUUCCAAGGAUAGAUUCAAGAGGGAGUUGGAUGGCAUUCAAGUUGAACUGCAAGCAACUGAUCCAAGUGAGAUGAGCUUCGACAUUGUGAAAGCGCGAGCCAUCUGAGUGCUCCCUUUAAUCUCACCUCUCUCUCCUUCACAGUUAUUAAUUCCUAACUGCUUGUUUCAAGGUUUUGAGGGCCAUCCUGUUACUGUUUUUAGCUUGGAUUCAACAAACAACUAAUCCAAAAAUGUCAUGUAUUGUUAUCAUCAUUAUAAUAUAAUGCAUCAUUAUUCCUUAAACUCUGUCAUUGUUUAGUUUUUCUAUUGAUCUUGGUUUAGUUUCAAGAUUAAGUAAGCAUUAUUUAUAGGUUAUUACUGUGCCAAGUUGCCAAUCAAACCACUUGGUUAUUAGUUUGGAUUUUUUUUAGUUUCAUUUGGAAGAGGAUUUCAUGUAAAAGCAUUUCUUAUAUACUCAUUUUUAUGUCUCUUUGAAAAUAUAUCACAGUGCUC
Trifolium pratense (red clover) is the source of this 841-nucleotide messenger RNA. Its product is annotated as actin-depolymerizing factor 7-like. NCBI's taxonomy places the organism in Eukaryota, Viridiplantae, Streptophyta, Magnoliopsida, Fabales, Fabaceae. The coding region runs from base 36 to 455 and encodes 139 amino acids. The record is from RefSeq and is a predicted model, not a curated record. Gene Ontology annotation, biological process: actin filament depolymerization. Gene Ontology annotation, cellular component: actin cytoskeleton; cytoplasm. The transcript is spliced from 2 exons. Gene Ontology annotation, molecular function: actin filament binding.